CUAGAUUAUCCUGGGAAAUUAUGGGAUAGAGUUCCAUCAUGCUCUGGUUCUUCUCCUAUGUGGAGGGAUGAUGGGACUGCAUCAUUGGGAGUGUCCCCUGGAGUUAAACACAAUCAUUAUGCUCAUGCUAAACUGCUAGAGAAUUGUGUUGGAAUGCCUUAUGGGUAUUUUCCAAAGGCUGGGGGAAUUCCUUUAAUGAUUGAUCCCUUUACAAGUUUGGACAAGGUCUACAAGACUGGAAUUAUUGACAAAUGCUUUUUGUUGGAAUAUAUUAGAGGGAGCUACAAGACUUUGUCAUCUGAUUCUUUCAACUUUGCAGUGAAGGACAUCCAUGCCUGGAAAAUCUUAGGUUUUUCUCAUGAAGCCAUUCGAAUUCCUAAGAAAUAUCCCAGCAGCACUGAGAAGGGAUGA
Notodromas monacha is the source of this 411-nucleotide messenger RNA. NCBI's taxonomy places the organism in Eukaryota, Metazoa, Arthropoda, Ostracoda, Podocopida, Cyprididae. The record is from the annotation of a GenBank genome assembly.